GUUGAUUCAACUGUUUAGUAAUAAACCAAUCUUUUUUCUUUACUGAAUAAUAUUUUCUUUUGUAUUCUUUUUGGGCUGCAAUCUGUAAGUAGUUGGUGUGUAUAUAUAAGUGUGUAAAAACACACAAAACAAGGCCAACCAGAGACAGCCACAGAGGUGGAGAGAGCAGCUUCUUCUGUGAGUGUUCCACUGGCCUUUGUCUGCCUUCAAUGGCUUCUGUUGGGGCAGUGAAGCUCUUCCUUCUUUCCUUGGUUUUAUGGGUUUACGCUCUCUCGUCCUGUCAAGGGAAGCAGAAUUUUUACCCAUUUGGAUACCCAUUUAUCAAGAAAGCAAGCACUUUCUCAUCAUCAUCAUCAUCAUCAGACUCAUCAAGUGGUGGAGAGAUUGGCUAUGAUUAUAUCGUAGUUGGUGGUGGAACAGCUGGGUGCCCUUUAGCUGCUACAUUGUCCCAAAACUUCAGAGUUUUAUUGCUUGAAAGAGGUGGUGUUCCUUUCACAAACCCAAAUGUCUCAUUUUUAAGCAACUUCCAUAUCGGUCUGGCUGAUACUUCUCCAACUUCUGCUUCCCAAUACUUCAUUUCCACUGAUGGAGUCCUCAAUGCUAGGGCUAGGGUUUUGGGUGGUGGUAGUAGCAUCAAUGCUGGGUUCUACACAAGAGCAAGCACAAGGUUUAUACAGAAAGUAGGCUGGGAUGAAAAAUUGGUGAAUGAGUCGUAUCCCUGGGUUGAGAAGCAAAUUGUUCACAGGCCUAAGGUUGCCCCAUGGCAGGUUGCUGUAAGGAACGGUCUAUUGGAUGUUGGGGUGUCACCUUUUAAUGGAUUCACAUAUGAUCACAUCUAUGGAACCAAGUUUGGUGGUACCAUUUUCGACCGGUUCGGUCGCCGGCAUACUGCUGCAGAGCUGCUCGCCUCCGCGAAUCCUCAGACGCUUACUGUCUUGGUACAUGCCACAGUCCAAAAGCUUGUAUUUGAUACAUCAGGGAAGCGUCCAAAGGCGGUGGGAGUCAUAUUUAAAGAUGAAAAUGGCAAGGAACACCAAACAUUUCUAGCAAAUAACCCAAGAAGUGAAAUAAUAUUGUCCUGUGGAGCCCUUGGCACACCUCAAAUGCUGAUGCUAAGUGGCAUUGGCCCAAGUGAUGAACUUAAAAAGAUGAGAAUUCCAUUAGUACUUGACAAUGAAUUUGUUGGGAAAGGCAUGGCUGAUAAUCCCAUGAACACCAUUUUUGUUCCAACAAAAAGACCUGUUCAGCAAUCCCUAAUACAAACUGUAGGGAUAACAAAGUUUGGUGUUUAUAUUGAAGCUAGCAGUGGAUUUGGGCAGUCCAAUGAUAGUAUUCACUGUCACCACGGAAUCAUGUCCGCAGAGAUAGGGCAGCUAUCUACCAUUCCUCCGAAGCAAAGAACACAGGAGGCCAUUCAAGCAUACAUUAAAAGAAAGAAGGACCUACCCCAUGAAGCAUUCAAGGGAGGCUUCAUUAUUGAAAAGCUUGCCAACCCCAUUUCGACCGGGCAGCUAAGCUUGAUCAACACAAAUGUUGAUGAUAACCCUUCUGUUACAUUCAACUAUUUCAGCCAUCCUAAAGACCUGCAGCGCUGUGUUGAAGGGAUUAGGAUGGCUACAAAGAUAGUUCAAUCAGAGCACUUCACAAACGUCACACAAUGUGAUAAGGAGACUGUGGACAAGAUUCUUAACAUGACUGUUUUGUCUAAUGUGAACCUUAUACCUAAGCAUCCCAACGACACAAAGUCCUUAGAGCAGUUCUGCAAAGACACAGUGAUCACAAUCUGGCACUAUCAUGGUGGGUGUCAUGUCGGCAAGGUAGUGACCCCUGACUACAAAGUUAUUGGUGUUCAAAGGCUUCGAAUUGUCGAUGGCUCCACAUUUGAUGAAUCCCCUGGCACUAAUCCUCAAGCCACAGUCUUGAUGAUGGGCAGGUACAUGGGACUGAAGAUUUUGAGAAAGAGACUAGGAAUGGAAGAUGGUGUUUAAGGACAAAAAGAUCAACCAGAAGCACGAGAAGAACAGUGUUAGUUAAGUUGUUCCAGUGUAAGCUUGUAAUGUGUAUCCUUAGCAACCAGCUUUGUGAUGUGUAGAAAAUGUAUCUUGCCUUAGGAAAGCAAUAUUUUCCAUCCCAUUUGCCCCCUUAUUCCAUAUUGUUGAUGAGAGUACUAAUAAUGGAAGCUAACAUUUGGCUGUCUUCUUGCAGUGACAAGUAAAAGAAGAAACAAAAGUAACCUUGCUUCAACUAA
Molecule: messenger RNA, 2248 nt
Organism: Manihot esculenta (cassava)
Lineage: Eukaryota; Viridiplantae; Streptophyta; Magnoliopsida; Malpighiales; Euphorbiaceae
Product: protein HOTHEAD
Exons: 6
Coding region: 210-1988 (592 amino acids)
Molecular function (GO): flavin adenine dinucleotide binding; oxidoreductase activity, acting on CH-OH group of donors
Source: RefSeq, a predicted model, not a curated record